GAGACAUGUUGUCAUCACUUCUCUAUGUUCUUUUAUGCCGAUUUCCUUAAACAGAGCUGAAGAAAUUGAGUCAUUUCACUAGUAUCGGUGGUGAGCUGAUCGACGGGACGGAGCGGAUUUUAAGGCGGAUUCAGAUAGACAAUUUCGCUGUGGGUAGCAUAGUACAUGGUUAGGCUCGAGAGUCUGUCGAGUGGACGGUUUCCGAUCGGAAUAAGAAAGCGAGAGUCUUGUAAGAAACUCCGUCUUUGGUGUCGUCUCUUCGCGCGACCGCUCGUGCCAUUAUCGUUGUUAUCAUAAAGAGGAAUUUUCUUCCACAAUUUGUUUAGUUUUGUUCUGUUCGCUUGGGUUCACUCCCCAGAGUUCCGUGCCAAAACCCGAAGCAACCCCGCGUUUUCUAUUGGUCCUUCACCCGACUCAGGACAGGAUCCUUAACAGGACUCUUACUGAGACACGAAGUGUUUGAGGAAGUGCGCGCAGUAAACAUAUCCAGGACAACCGCCAAGGAACUGUCAAAGACGGGCCAAGUGACCCAAAGUGCAGAUAGUAGUCAUCCAGAUAUUCUCUGAAAAUGCAAUAAUACCGAUGAUGACCUAAGUGUGAAUCAACAGGGAACUAUGCCGUGGUGAAUAAUAAAACCGUCAGGACGUGAUGGACGUUAUGUUCGGCUUCUGGUUAAUAACCAUAAAUGGACUAUGUCACCGUCGCCUCGAAGCACAAUCAGUCCCUCCCCUGCUGUUGGGCUUUUGAAUAUUUGUUUACAUACGUUCUGAAUGGAAGUUGAAGAGAAGAGUGAAGAAAAAUACCAAGAAGGAAGGGGAUCGAGUUUUGUAGCAAAAAAUUUUGUUGCAUACAAAAGAUAGGAUAAAUAUUUUGGUAGUUACUGUGGCUUGGAAAUUAGGAUCAACGAGACAAAAUGCCGGUUUUUCACACAAAAACAAUCGAAAGUAUAUUGGAGCCAGUGGCACAACAGGUAUCACGACUUGUGAUUCUCCAUGAAGAAGCUGAAGAUGGAAAUGCAAUGCCAGAUCUUAGCCGUCCGGUACAAGCUGUUUCCUUGGCCGUUACAAAUUUGGUUAAGGUCGGUAAAGAAACAAUCAACAGUUCGGACGAUAAAAUUCUCAAACAAGAUAUGCCUGCCGCCCUGAUACGCGUUGAAGAGGCAUCACAAUUACUUGAGGAAGCAUCCGGUAUGCUAGGUGCGGACCCCUACUCUAGUUCGGCUCGUAAAAAGCUCAUUGAAGGUAGUCGUGGUAUACUGCAAGGUACAUCUUCCCUGUUGCUAUGUUUCGAUGAAUCCGAAGUACGUAAAAUAAUCCAGGAGUGUAAGCGAGUCCUAGACUAUUUAGCGAUAGCUGAAGUCAUCGAUACAAUGGAGGAUUUGAUACAGUUCCUCAAGGACUUGAGUCCGUGCCUGAGCAAAGUCUCACGAGAGGUCGGCGCUCGUGAGAAGGAGCUUACGCAUCAAGUCCACAGCGAAAUACUAGUCAGAUGUCUAGAGCAAGUAAAGAUCCUGGCUCCGAUUCUAAUCUGCAGCAUGAAGGUCUACAUCCAUAUCGUCGAGCAGAAAGGCAAAGGUGCCGAGGAAGCAGCCGAAAAUCGAAAUUAUCUGGCAUCACGUAUGAGCGACGAAAUUCAAGAAAUCAUACGAGUCCUGCAACUUACCACCUACGACGAAGACACCAGCGAACUAGACAACCUGACGGUUCUGAAAAAGAUCCAGAAUGCCAUUCGCAACAAGAUGGAAUCAGCUUAUGAUUGGUUGGCGAAUCCAUACGCACUGCGCGGUGGUGUUGGCGAGAAAGCCCUUCGGCAAAUAGUUGACAACACAUAUAAGGUUGCAGACCGCUGUCUACCGCAGGACUCAAAUGCUAUCCGCAAAAUGGCAGAUGACAUCACCACUAUGACCAAUGCCUUGUGUGAAUUACGUCAAGAUGGCAAGGGUAGUACACCUCAAGCGGAUGGCUUGGCUCGCGAGCUUCGUGAGAAAUUGGGUAACUUAGAGCAAGCUGUGCAAAGCGCUGUCAAAGGAGUUGAUAAGGCUGGACUCCAACAGACCGCACACACUGUACAGGGACGACUCGAGCAAGCGUGUCGUUGGCUGCAGAAUCCAGGACUUGAUGACAAAGGCUUGGGACAGCGGGCAAUUGCCCUUAUUGUAAACGAGGGCAAGAAGGUUGCUGAUGGAUGUGCUGGCCAUGAGAAAAGCGAAAUCCUUCAACUUUGCGAUGAGGUUGAAGCUCUUUCUAACCAGUACUCAAAAUUGUGCAAUGCAGGUCUGGGUGCCUCUCCCGAGGGACAGGAGAUCGCGCGGCAACUCAAUCAGAAACUGCAUGAGCUCAAACAGCGUAUACAGAACGCGUUAGUCAAUCGAGUGGUUGAAGACUUCAUGGAUGUAUCCACACCAUUGAAGCAGUUCACGGAAGCAGUCAAUGUUCCUGAAGGAACGCCUGGACGCGAGCAAAACUUCAACCAAAAAUCGAACAACUUACAAGCAUUCAGCAACCGUGCGUCGAAAACGAGCCGAAUGGUCGCAGCAGGCGGUUCCGGUGGCAAUAAAAAGAUCGCUGAAGUGCUUCUUUCAUCGGCGGCACAAAUUGAUAGUCUCACUCCUCAGCUCAUUUCUGCGGGUAAGAUCCGUUUGAAUUAUCCAACAAGUAAAGCGGCAGAGGAGCAUUUGAAUAACCUCAAGCAACAGUAUGCCGACACUAUCCUACGCAUGCGAACGUUGUGCGAUCAGGCUACUGAUCCUUCCGAUUUUAUAAAGACAUCGGAAGGCCAAAUGCAGAAAUAUGCCUUCCUUUGUGAGGAUGCUAUCACAAACAAGCAGCCCCAGAAGAUGGUCAAUAAUACAUCUAAUAUUGCGCGACUCGUUAAUCGUAUUUUGCUGGUGGCUAAACAGGAGGCUGACAAUUCAGAGGAUCCUGAAUUCACGGCUAAACUAAACGCAGCGGCUAAUCGGUUGGAGAAAGCAUUGCCGGCAAUGGUGCAGGAUGCAAAGAUAGUGGCAACAAAUAUUGGUGAUCCAGCGGCCGCUUCGGCAUGGAGGGAAUCAAAUAAGAAUCUCCUUGGUGCUGUUCGAGACGUCCGUGGUGCUAUUGUGCAAACUCCAGUGAUACCAUCACCACCGGAUAUGUCGGCGUUGCAGUUAAAGGAUGAGCGUGCCCCGCCACGUCCACCACUACCACGAGAAGGGGUUCCACCGGUCAGACCACCCCCCCCAGAAACCGAUGACGAGGAUGAAGUAUUCCGAGCUAUGCCGCAUGCAAAUCAAUCGAUUUUGACUGCCGCCCGUGGGCUUCAUCAAGAAGUGCGGCAAUGGUCGUCAAAAGACAAUGAAAUCAUCGCUGCCGCUAAACGUAUGGCUAUCCUUAUGGCACGGCUAUCUGAGCUUGUUCGUGCUGACUCCAAGGGUAGCAAGCGAGAAUUGAUCGCAACUGCCAAGCAAAUUGCCGAAGCAUCAGAAGAUGUUACACGUUUAGCAAAGGAAUUAGCUAGACAGUGUACAGAUCGUAGAAUUCGAACAAAUUUACUUCAAGUGUGCGAACGUAUUCCAACCAUUGGUACACAAUUGAAAAUUUUAUCAACGGUUAAGGCGACCAUGUUGGGAGCACAGGGAUCAGAUGAGGAUCGCGAAGCAACCGAGAUGCUUGUUGGAAAUGCUCAAAAUUUGAUGCAAAGUGUCAAAGAAACCGUUCGUGCUGCUGAAGGAGCGAGUAUUAAAAUCCGCUCGGAUCAAACCAACCACCGACUUCGAUGGGUUCGACGACAACCGUGGUACCAAUAUUAAGGAGAAAUAUACUUUGAUAUCGAUUUGAUAAAGUUUCCAACGACUGUACUAAUUAUUAUUAUCUUUUAUCCUUCUCUGUGGGGGAAGGGUAAAUGCAAAGAGUUGUCUCACGUGUGUUCGUUCGUUUCUUCGUUUGCCUUUACCAUAAUCUAGAUAAUAUUUUUCUAUAAUUGAUUGCGAACUGUUUCGAUUUAGGAUAAAAAUAAUUCUCUUUGUGAGCAGGAUACAGGAUAAUUUGUUGAAACGUUUUGCUAUGUCUUUCUUUUUUGAUUCUGGGAAAGUUAGAUUGUAGCUUUCUGCAUCAGAGAGAUACAUUUGCCCCACAGAUUACGAAUACGUUUGGCCUUUGAUUCCAAUGCACCGUACUAUUUCGCAUUUACCAACAGUUCAAAGAGCUGGAACGGAAUCAGUCCUAAACAUCUAUAAAAAGCCAUCUAAAGACUACAAAUCGAAAUCGGUAACUAUUCAAAAUGCCUACAAUAACACAAUUGCUUUUAGGAAAAGUACAAAUCGGAACCUCAGCCUGCUCUAUCGAAAAGUAACAGAUACCUGGUAUAUUGUUGACUCUUUCUGAAUUUUAUAUCAUUCGUUUCGCGGAAUCUUGUGAAUUCUGUAUUACGGAAUUCAACUAAAAUCAAGUUUACCCUUUUAUUACUAGUUGUUGCUGCUAAUAAAAAUUUGUUUUUCUAUUGCCUUUUCUAACAAAAGCCAACCUUAGAAUAAAUAUAUUUGAAUAAUUAUAUUUGAAAGAAAAAAAGUAUUAAAUAAAGAAAAAUUAAUUAGAAAAAAAAAUCUAAAAAAAUAAUUAUCAUGUGUGUGUCUACGUGCUCAGUAUAUUUCGUGGCGAAAUGCAUCCAAAUUAAACUAGAAAAUUGUUAUCUUAUUCCUUUUUAGUCCUACUUUUCUCGCUGCUACAUUUUUUUAUAUAUUUGCUUUUUUUUUCUGCUAAUUCUUGAAUAAAGGGACGAAUUUCCUUUUCAUUCUAUGUUAACGUUAACUACAAUUAAUUUACUGGUAUAAUCAAGAGCGAAUUUAGUUUUAAAAAAGAAAAUUUGAUAAUUACAGCUACUUUCAGAAUAAGCUUAAAAAAAUUGUUAACUGGUAAAAAAUAACGAUGAAAGUCAUUAACGAA
Messenger RNA from Hermetia illucens (black soldier fly), 4919 nucleotides. RefSeq names its product vinculin (gene Vinc). The transcript has 8 exons. Gene Ontology annotation, molecular function: structural molecule activity; actin filament binding. Gene Ontology annotation, cellular component: actin cytoskeleton. The record is from RefSeq and is a predicted model, not a curated record. NCBI's taxonomy places the organism in Eukaryota, Metazoa, Arthropoda, Insecta, Diptera, Stratiomyidae. The coding region runs from base 914 to 3787 and encodes 957 amino acids. Gene Ontology annotation, biological process: cell adhesion.